CCACAGUUUCCUUAGCAACGCCUGCUGCCCAGUUAUACGGCAAAGGCUAGAGUGUUGAAUCCGUUUUAAAUUGAAAAGUUUUGGUCUUUCAUCGAAGCGAAAGCAAUGCGAACUAUUUUAGUUUAAUAGUUGUGAAUGUGAACACGUCUACGUUGUCGAAUUUUCAAGAGGACUCAACACUUAAAGACGAUUCAACCCCAUUGUAGAUGGUUUGGUUUGAGAGGUCCAAGGAAGAGCAAAGAUGAGCAAACCACAGAGCCACAGGAGGCCCUCAUCCACUAUGAUGUACCACCUGAGAGCAUCUAAGCCAGAGUCUGAGAGGGACUCCGGUUUCUCAGGUGUUACAAACACACGAAUGUACACCCUGCCUCUCUAUCAACUCUAAUCCAGAAAUCUAGGCCACCACCAUUUCCUCAGCGAAAUUGUUGUUUUGAGCACCAGGAGUGGUGACCAAUUUUCUUUUUUUUUUGCUGUGGGUUCACUCAGCUAUGACUAGGUCAGGGCAUGAUUCCCAUGGAAUCUUUACUGUGGCUGUGGAGUUAUUACCUCAAGCUGUUAUCUCUCUGUUACCCUUGCAAAUAUUUCCAAAAUUGCUCUUCAAGAUCUUGGCACAAAAAGAAAACAAAGGUGGUGGUGUUUCUAUUAAGUUUUUGUUUUGUUUUUUUCUCCUUUCCAGAUGCCAGCUCUGGGUACCAGAAUGUGAUGGACCAAACUGACUCGGAGGACAUGGUGAGGGCCCCAGGUCCCCAGGUGGCUGUAGCCGGAGGAUCCUACCCUGGCCUCUCCCCCAUGAUCAUCAUGAACAACAUAGUCCUGAAUCUGCCAAGCCCAAUGUCUCCAGUAGUAAAGCCCUGGGGCUUCCCUUCCUCCCUGGAGAUUCUCCCCCAGUCCCAGGUGGUCCUCCUCCAUCCCAUGGUCCCCAACGGCAGCAACAACAUCAGUAACAACAUCUCUCCAAAGCGUUCCUCAGACAAGCACCGGGACUCCAAGAAUAACUACCUGCCCAUACUGAAAUCUUAUCCAAAAAUCGCCCCUCACCCUGGGGAGAGCUCUUCCAGGAGGCAAGGGGCCUCUUCGGCUGAGAGGGGAAGUUCAACGCCUGGGUAUCACGGGAGGCGUAACCAGUGGUAUCGUCACCAUGGCGACAAACUGUACAGCUCCCAUAGCCCCCAGCCAAGGCCUCUGACACCCCUCCAAACAGUGGCCACCUUAGAGGUUGUUGACAAACAAACACAGCUGGCCAGCUCUCAGAAGCUGCCAAUACCUCAGUUCCUAGGCAUGCCUCACUCCCUGGGCACUGAGGCCACUGCUGUAGUCUCCAAUAAAGGUGCACCUGUGUCGGAGGCGAGCAGUUGCCAAGGCAACAACGACCGCUGCCAAGACGGCCUGUCCACAGACAACAACAAAGGUAAACGCUUCAGCAACACCUACAACAUCCUCAGCAACUCUGGCCUGCUGGGCAUAACGCUACGCAUCAAGGAGCUGAUCAGGCAGAACCGGCGCACCCAGGGCCAUUUGAAGCAGCUGCAGGAGCAGACAGAUCUGUUUGUGGAGGCCCUGGGCAGUGGUGACCCCCUGGUCUGGACUAGGCUCCAGCUGACCCUGCAGCUAGACACAGACCCUGCCAGGGCUGAGGAGGGGCAGUGUCAGGCCAUGGAUCCACAGGUUAUCCUGGCAUAAGACACUAGCAGAAGGAGGUGCAUGAAUCAUAAGCACACCUGCUGUAAACCAGUACAAAUGGAGAAACGUGCUUAACCCUUGAACCCUUGCCUAUAAUCAGUGUUCUGUUUAAAUAGCAAGUACUGCUUGCAAUAGGGCUAUGGCUUCUAGAUUAAUACAUCUAUCAAUACAUGCAGGGAAUAGAUACGGAUAAAAUAAUACAAUGAAUUAAUCCGUACCUGGCCAGAACAGUAACUGCUUUAUUAUGGGCGAAACAUCACUUUAUGACAACGAUAAUCAUUUUUGGGACCAAAAUGUAAAGAUGAUUUAAGUACACCAGACAUUAGAGUUUUGUGUACAUUUAAAAAUUGCUUUAAAAACUUUAACCAAUAAGGGGAAAUUAGGAACAGCUCUAAGAAUAUUUCAUAGUUGAUCGUAUUUAGUCAGAGAAUAUUUUAGCUAGCCUAGCAAUAUGUCCUCUUGUGUAUUCAGUACUAGACUAGCGCAGCGCUCAACUGUAUAUUACUGAUUGUGAUUCUUUAGAGGGCUGUACAUAAAGCUUUUGUAUUAUUAUGAUGUAUUUUUUUAGGUAUGUACCUAGUAUGUAUCUAGUGAAAUAUGGCCUUGUCCUUGAUGUUGCUAUUUCUUUGAAACCUGCCUUUGAAUUAGGACAACAUCAAUAACUGAAUAGAGUACAGUACAAUGCGUCUUUUGUUAAUUAAAGACCAAAAAAUUAAUGCCUGUUAAAUGCAGAAAAUUAUAGCUACUGAAGUGACGGCACCCAUUCUUAUGUAUGUUAUUGAAAUACUGUCUUGCAUUAUACACUGAACAAAAAUAUAAACGCAACAUGUAAAGUGUUGGUCCCAUGUUUCAUGAGCUGAAAUAAAAGAUCUCAGAAAGGUUCCAUACGCAAACAAAGCUUCUUUCUCUCAAAAAAAAAGAUGUCCAGCCCUGUUAAUGAACAUUUCUCCUUUGCCAAGAUAAUCCAUCCACCUGACAGGUGUGGCAUAUCAAGAAUCUGAUUAAACAGCAUGAUCAUUACACAGGUGCAACAUGUGCUGGGGACAAUAAGGCCACUCAAAAAUGUGCAGUUGCCACAGAUGUCUCAAGUCUUUUGAGGGAGUGUGCAAUUGGCAUGCAGACUGCAAGAAUGUCUACCUGAGCUUUUGCCAUAGAAUUUAAUGUUAAUUUCUCUACCAUAAGCCACCUCCAACAUUGUUUUAUAGAAUCUGGCAGUACAUCAAAUCGGCCUCGCAAUGCAGACGACGUGUAUGGUGUUGUGUGGGCAAGCGCUUUGCUGACGUCAACAUUGUGAUCAGAGUGCCCCAUGGUGGCGGUUGGGUUAUGGUAUGGGCAGGCAUAAGCUAUGGACAACAAACACAAUUGCAUUUUAUCGAUGGCAAUUUGAAUGCACAGAGAUAUGUGACGAGUUCCCAAGGUCCAAUGUCGUGCCAUUUAUCCUCCGCCAUCGCCUCAUGUUUCAGCAUGAUAAUGCACGGCCCCAUUUCACAAGCAUCUGUCAACAAUUCCUGGAAGCUGAAAAUGUCCCAGUUGUUCCAUGGCCUGCAUUCUCACCAGACAUGUCACCCAUUGAGCAUGUUUGGUAUGCUCUGGAUCAACGUGUUUGACAACGUGUUCCGGUUCCUGCCAAUAUCCAGCAACUUUGCACAGCCAUUGAAGAGGAGUGGGACAACAUUCCACAGGCCACAAUCAAGAGCCUGAUCAACUCUAUGCGAAGGUGUGUCGCCAUGUAUGAGGCAAAUGGUGGUCACACCAGAUACUGACUGGUUUUCUGAUCCACGCCCCUACCAUUUUUUAAAGGUAUCUGACCAACAGAUGCACAUCUGUUUUCCCAGUCAUGUGAAAUCCAUAGAUUAGGACCUAAUGAAUUAAUUUCAAUUGACUGAUUUCCUUAUAUGAACUGUAACUAUUUACAGUUCAUAUAAUUUACGUUGUUGCGUUAUUUUUGUUCAGUAUAGGUUGUACUACAUAUUACAUAAUAUUUCAUUCAAUAUUUGAGUUGAGGAAAAACCCCAGUGGUUGCAGGCUAAUAAAACAUUUCUUAAUGAUAAUGUUUUUUAUUCAGAUCUGAGGAGUCAGAUGGCUGAUGAAAAGUAGCAUUGUGUUGAUUGUUAUCUCUCUCUAACUCGAACUAGUCCUUCACAUGCUGUAUUGUACAUAACACAGAAAGAACUGUUAAAUGUUUUAUAUUUGAAGUUAUUACUAGUCAGCUCAUUUGUAAUUUACUAGAAUCCCACUCUUUGUGCUAAAGUGUCUUCAGCUGAAGCAGUUCUUGUUUUAAAGGACUUUACUGGAACGUUCAUGUAGGGGGAGUGGUAAAAAUAGCUUGGAAGUGAUCAUAUUUAUAUAUUUAAAUGCUAUUAGGAAUGAAUACUUAUUCAAAGAUUUUGUAUUUUAAAUGUGUUUCCUAAACGCAAGUUACAUCAUUUCAUUUGAGUUUUUCUUUGUGUUUUGGCCAAUUAUUUGAUUGUGCCUAUAAAAUGCUCUUUGUUCUUCAACUUUAACAAGAGAAAGUACUGCCAAAUGUCAGUCAUACAUGUGUAUGUCCCGGGACUGACAAAAUACUGAAAUGUAGGCCUAAUGCUCUUCUGGUUUUGUCCAGUGUGAUUAGAAUAUUAGUUACAGUAGGUGCUCAGUAUUUUCUUGACUGUACAUCUAUUUACUAGAAUGUAGCAUUUGGUAAUAGACUUACAACUGUUGUAGGUACUGAUAAUUCAUGUAUUAAUGUUACAAUGGCUCUCAAAGGUUUAGGUAAGCUAGCCUUCUCAAACUAUUGGCUCUCUAGUAAUACAGUAACUAGCUUUGUGUUGUGUGUUCUUAGUGAUUUGGAGGUAUUGAUAUGUUUUCAAAAUUGGUAUGGCAAAAUACUGCGAUCAUCAGUACAAAGUAAAGUACAGGAAAAUUCUAGCUUUGGAGAAUAGCACAAAGACCGUUUUAACCAUCAUUUACUGAAGUGCACUUUUUUUGUACUUUUUUAAAGAAAUAUUGUUUGCAUUGACAUGGUUGCUUAAUAAACAGUGGUUUUGAAAUGAUUUUA
Molecule: messenger RNA, 4717 nt
Organism: Oncorhynchus kisutch (coho salmon)
Lineage: Eukaryota; Metazoa; Chordata; Actinopteri; Salmoniformes; Salmonidae
Gene: cipca
Product: CLOCK-interacting pacemaker a
Exons: 3
Coding region: 505-1680 (391 amino acids)
Biological process (GO): negative regulation of circadian rhythm; negative regulation of DNA-templated transcription
Cellular component (GO): nucleus
Source: RefSeq, a predicted model, not a curated record